Messenger RNA from Syngnathus acus (greater pipefish), 1574 nucleotides. RefSeq names its product MRT4 homolog, ribosome maturation factor (gene mrto4). Gene Ontology annotation, molecular function: RNA binding. Lineage: Eukaryota; Metazoa; Chordata; Actinopteri; Syngnathiformes; Syngnathidae. Gene Ontology annotation, cellular component: preribosome, large subunit precursor; nucleolus. The transcript is spliced from 8 exons. The record is from RefSeq and is a predicted model, not a curated record. Gene Ontology annotation, biological process: nuclear-transcribed mRNA catabolic process; ribosomal large subunit assembly; rRNA processing. The coding region runs from base 81 to 812 and encodes 243 amino acids.
UCAGGCACUUAUGGGCAAGCUUCACUUGAGGGAAACAUUUGGGGUCCUUUACGUUCACGUGCGCGUCGUGGAAAGCAACCAUGCCUAAGUCGAAGAGGGACAAGAAAAUUUCUUUGACUAAAACAGCUAAGAAGGGACUCGAAUCCAAACAGAAACUAAUAGAAGAGUUACGGAAAUGUGUCGACACCUACAAAUAUUUGUUCAUCUUCUCCGUGGCUAACGUGAGGAAUAAUAAACUGAAAGACAUCAGGACAGCCUGGAAACACAGCAGAUUCUUUUUUGGAAAAAACAAAGUCAUGAUAAUUGCCAUUGGGAAAGGACAAACUGAUGAAUACAGGGACAAUUUAUGUCAGGUCAGCAAGCAUCUACGAGGCGAAGUGGGAGUACUUUUCACUAAUAAAACCAAGGAGGAGGUGCAAGAGUAUUUCAAUCAUCACAAAGAGAUGGAUUAUGCACGGUCAGGUAAUGUGGCUCAGAUGGACGUAAAUCUGGAUGAGGGUCCGUUGGAGCACUUUACGCACUCAAUGGAGCCUCAGCUGAGGCAACUGGGCCUCCCCACUGCGCUCAAGAAGGGUGUGGUGACACUACUGAAGGACCACACAGUCUGCAAGCAUGGCGAUAUCCUUACCCCUGAACAGGCGCGUAUUCUGAAAUUGUUGGGUAUUGAGAUGGCAGAGUUCCGAGUGACGAUCAAAUGCAUGUGGAGCUCAGAAACAGGCGCGUUUGAGAUGUUUGAGAGCGAGGAAGAGCCCAAGCAGGACAUCGAGGACAACAAAAGCGAAGAAGACGAGCAGGAGGAGGAUGGAGAUUGAAAGGAGAUUGUGCAGGUUUUUUUUUCUUCAUAUUUUUUUUUUCUUUUUUUAAAUAUCAUAUCAGGAUUUCGGAAUCAUCUGGGCCAUAGUGUUGUUUUCAUCCACAAAACAUGUACACACAUACUUCAACUUAACUUUUUAGGUCUGGACUAAAAUAUUCUCAAAAUAAGAUUUUUUUUGUUUUUGAGUUAUGGUUCGUAUUUCAAAUGCCAACUACACAUUUUUUUAAAUUAAAAAUCAUAAAAAUUAAGUGUCUUGGAGACUCUGGGAUACCAGCAGUGAUAUUGCUGUACAGUAUUUAUGAGUGUUGAAGAACUUUACUUUUAAAACAAGCUGCGCCUAGUACUGAUCGUUUUUAUUGUAGAUUAAUUUUUAUGGAUAACAAAAAACAUCAUUUUGUUCUUAUAAAUUGUUAGGUAUCGACAUGGCAUAGUUCUGAGAGACAAGAGCGCGUUUGAGAUCUUAGAAGGCGAGGAGGAAGGAAAGUGAAAGAUGUACGGGUUUUUUUUGUUUCUUCAUCUUGUUUUUAUUUGUAUACUUCACAUCAGGAUUUUGAAAUAAUCUGGACAUGUUUUAUUGCCAUCCCAAAACAUGUACUUGCAUCUUCUACCUUGACCUUUUAGCUCAGGACUGAAAUAUGGCACAAAGAAGUACUGGUUUGCACGGAGAAAUGCUUCACAUUAUACACGCCAACUGCACUAUCUUUCAUUACAAAUCAGAUGAAAUAUGAAAAUGAAAUGUCAUCCGUUUUAGAAAACUAAA